Dendroctonus ponderosae (mountain pine beetle) is the source of this 1668-nucleotide messenger RNA. RefSeq names its product midasin-like. NCBI's taxonomy places the organism in Eukaryota, Metazoa, Arthropoda, Insecta, Coleoptera, Curculionidae. The transcript is spliced from 3 exons. The record is from RefSeq and is a predicted model, not a curated record. Bases 199 to 1548 code for a protein of 449 amino acids.
UCGAAGCCGUUCGAGAUGUUUGCCGUUUGCAUUAAGGUUCGUCGGUUUUGCAGCCCAUAACGGCACUACUGGAACCAGUCAGAACCAUUACAAAACCGGAGAUCUAAAUUUGGUUCAGCUCAUUUGUCUGCUAUUCGUGCGUUCGCUGAUUUUAUUCAAACUGGGUGCAUCCAAGUGUGCGCAAUAUUUUUGCAAAACAUGGUCGGACUAAUUGGUUCCAAGAAAUCCCUCACGCUUCUACUUCUGCUCUUUUUGGCCUAUUGUGAUGCGAAGGCGAUUGACGCGCUUAAGGAUGACCCAAGUACGACUCCUUGUCCAGAAGAACUGAAUGAAGCGACCACAACAGUGCAAGCAACAGAAGAAGAAACCGAAAGGUCAACAGCUCAGGAGGUCACCACUUUGUGUCCGGAGGAAUUGGAAAAAAGGCGACAAAAUGAGUUGAUUAGCAACAACGAUAAAUUGGCAGAAAAAGUCACUGAAAAGUUACCGGAAGACGCUGAAAUUAAAUACGACAGCUCUAAAGAAAUUGCUGAAGAUGUUACCACUGAAUGUCCCGAAGAACUUGAAAAACGACGAUUUGAAGCCAAUUCGUCCAGUUCAAAGCAGGAUUCCUCAAUAGCUUCAGAGAAUAGUGAACAAAAUGACGAAGAGCAACGAUAUGAAGUAGAUUCCAGUGCAAACGAAUCUGGUGUUGAAGUUGCUGAAACCACGAUUUGCCCAGAGGAGGCAGCUGAAAGGCAAACCAAGGACAAACCGGUUGAAGAACCGGAUAGAGAAGCAGAUGAAGAAGGAUCGACAUCCAUAACAGAAUGCCCAGAAGAACUGGCCAAAAAGGAAGCUGAAAAGGAGGAAGAAAUUUCUGCACCUUCAGAAGUGGCCACCACUACUGAAUGUCCAGAGGAGCUGGCUAAAAGGCAACAACAAGAGAAGUCGCCGACUCUCAUUGAUCAGCUUCCGCAAGAACAUAAAUUGCAUCGAUUCUCCAGUUCAGACUUAGCUGAUAUCCAAACCAAAGAAAUCUCCGUUAAAACUCUACUGGGUGUCCAAAAAGACUCAGCUUUGCUGAAGGUGGUUAAAGAGCAAAUGAAGAACACGCUAGCAAAUCAAGAAGAAACUAUGCAUCGAACCAAAAGACAAACAGCUGCAGAUUACUCGCAAUAUUAUGCAAACCAACCAAGAUACGACUCGCAGGGACAAACAGCAAACUUGAAAGAAUCCUCUCAAAACUUCCAACCUUCUCAAUCGCAAUCCAACACUCAGAAAGCCUCGUAUAAUAAUGUGCGUACUUAUCAGCAAAUACAACGGCAGUAUCAGAACUACGUACCGAAAUCCUAUCAAAACAGUGUUAAGCCAGUAACGAGUUAUCAGAAUCCCAGCUUGUAUGUGAGACAUCCGAGUAACGGGAAUUUUAAAAACUACUACAAAGUGAAAAGUGGCGCAAAUCGACGACAAUUCCAAGCAAAUAGGCGACCCAGCAGCACCACUUUUAGGUCGACAACGAAAAGGGAGCUGAAGAAAAAAUUCAGGCCUUCGCCGGUCUUUGCUUAAAUUGGCAUCCUUAAGGUUUAGUUAUUUAUUAUGCGUUAUUGUGGGCAUUAUUUAUUACACAAAUGGGGAUUAUCUGUUGUAUGGGGAAUACUGAUUAAAAGGAUUUUAUUAGAUGUAAAA